AUGGGCAGUCAAAAAGCAAAAGAAGGUGAGGAGCGGCCACAGAGGAUUCGUGGCAACGAUUUUGCCCGAGGGAAGGCAAUCGCGAGCGACUAUAACAUCGAACAGCAGACCAAAGCGACCCAACUGAAGACGGCGCUAACAGAACAAGUCGCGUUGUUAGAGGCCUUGGACAAGGAGAUUUUGGAAAUCCUGAGAGAUGACGACGAAGUGGACGAAGCGGCAAUGCAGGCCGAAAUCGAGAAAUGCUACAUGCUCCGGAGUGACAUCAAAGCGACAGCGACGCUUCUUGAGAAAGCGAUGAGCAAACCGGCGGUGGCAAGUACGAGUGGGGCAGUGGCGAGCACCAGCGAAGCAACGGUCGAGAGUCUAGAGACGUCGGAGCAUGUUGGUACGUCGCCUGAGCAAGCAACACCAGGAAGUUCAACAGUUCGAGCGAGACUGCCUAAGCUCGAAGCGAAGCGGUUCGGCGGAAAAAUCGAAGAGUGGCAGGAGUUCUGGGACGGGUUCGAAAGUGCGAUCCACAAGAACACGGGAUUGUCAAACGUGGACAAGUUCAACUAUUUACGAAGCUUGCUAAUGGGGCAAGCAAAGGCUGCGAUAGCCGGGUUUUCCUUGACGACCGCGAAUUACGAAGCCGCAGUACAACUCCUGAAGAAACGGUACGGGAAAGACAAGCUCAUCAGACGGGCACACAUACAGGAGUUGCUAAGAGUCCAACCAGUUUACAGCGCAAGGGACAGCGGACGAUUGAGACAUUUGAUCGACAAAAUAGAGACACACUAUCGAGGAUUGGAAGCCCUUGGGGUGGACGAGGCCUCAUACUCGGAUAUCGUGGUGCCAGCGAUACUAGAAAAGAUCCCAGAAGUUGUGCGACUGACAAUCACAAGAGACAAACCCCAUAGUGAAUGGAGCAUGAACGAUGUGUUGGGCGCGCUGGAAGGGGAAGUGGAGUUGCGCGAAGAAUAUAGCCGACCAGAGGAAGAGCCAAGAAAGAGGUUCAACGGCUAG
Messenger RNA from Dendronephthya gigantea, 1008 nucleotides. RefSeq lists its product as uncharacterized. Bases 1 to 1008 code for a protein of 335 amino acids. The transcript has 2 exons. Lineage: Eukaryota; Metazoa; Cnidaria; Anthozoa; Malacalcyonacea; Nephtheidae. The record is from RefSeq and is a predicted model, not a curated record.